UUCAUUCUGUUCAUUAUUUGUAAACACUUCGAGAAUUCGAGAUUAUUCGGCUGCUAAUUUUGCUCACGUUGACUAGUCGUAAUUUCGAUUUCAAGAUUUGUGAAUACUAUCUAAAACCAAUUUUUAUUAGAUUUGAAAUAUAGCAGCUUAAACUUGUCUUCAAUUCAAUGAAAUGGAGUCUUGUGGUCUUACUGCCAAAGUAAAAGAAGAACCUAAUGAUAUGCGUUUCAACGAAAAUGAUAAUGGUGAAACGAAAGACCAAACAUCGGAUUCCAAAAAACUGCAAUACCUCAGAUGUCAGCAAGAAAGAAACAUUCACACGUUGAAUAAAUACAAAGGAGUUAAUGAAUUUCAACCUAUCCAAGAAAUUAAAAUAGAGUUGGAGUGUAAAGAUGUAAAGCCCAGUAUGAGUUUAUUAGUGACUGAUAAAUUGAAGGAUGAAACUCAGGAAUAUUCACUUAACCAAAAAAUUAAAAUAGAAUUCGAAUGCAAAGAUGAAACACAAAUUAAUUCUGGCUGGCAACUCAAACGACCGAAUAUGAAAAUUUAUCCAUUGAAAAAUGGAGAUAAGCAAUCUGUUGAACACAAGACACAUUUGAAAAAGUUUUCUUCGUUGCGUAAUGGUAUCAAUGCAUAA
Molecule: messenger RNA, 637 nt
Organism: Trichogramma pretiosum
Lineage: Eukaryota; Metazoa; Arthropoda; Insecta; Hymenoptera; Trichogrammatidae
Exons: 4
Coding region: 173-637 (154 amino acids)
Source: RefSeq, a predicted model, not a curated record